UGGCUUUUUAUAUUUUACUCAGAGGAGCGUAUUAUAUGCAAUAAAAAAUUCUCAAAUUUUUCUUAGUUUUGCUCAUAAUUCGAAUCGAAUAGCACACGAAAAAUGUCGCUGCUAAAAAUCUGUGUUUUACUAGGAGUGAUUGUUCUAACAGCCGCAGAAGUUGUCGAUAUUAAACCAUGCGGCGAUAUCGACGCUUGUACUAUUCAUGAGGCACGCAUUAGUCCUUGCCCAGAGGCGCUGGAUCAUAAGGCAUGUCGCGUGAGUCGUCGCCGCAAGAGCAGUGAAAUGUCUUACGACUUUUCGACGAAUUUCGAUGCGCCGACUUUGGAGGCCGGCUUGGCUUGGCAUAAGAGCGAAACACAAGAUUUACCAUUGAUCACUAUGGACAGGAAUGCUUGCAAGUACACUUCAUGUCCAGUUGUCGCUAAUCAAACUCAAACAUAUAGGAUAGAUAUCCCGCUGGAUACGAAAUUCCCAAUGCAUACCUACGCAAUCAAAUGGACA
This is a messenger RNA of Rhagoletis zephyria (snowberry fruit fly), 504 nucleotides long. RefSeq names its product MD-2-related lipid-recognition protein-like. Lineage: Eukaryota; Metazoa; Arthropoda; Insecta; Diptera; Tephritidae. The record is from RefSeq and is a predicted model, not a curated record.